AUGGCCUUUGCUGAUGAUAUGGUCGUAGACCACAAUAUCCUUCUCCACCAGGACCAGGAAGACCAGGAUAUUCUCAGCGAGUUUUUGGACCAGAGAGUGUUUGACUCGGUGAAUUCGAACUCGCCAGUGAAUAAUGGCGUCAACAGCCCGUACCAUCCUGACUUUGAUGUCAUGUUCCAGAAACUCAAGUCGGAGAACGACAUACUUCCUGAAGACCCGCUAAAGGGAGAGUUGGACGACAAUGACCACCUUCUGCAAGACCAAAACUACCUAUAUACUUCCCACGACAACUUCGAUAAGGAUUCUUUUGCCAAUGAUACCCCGGAUAAGCAUUCUCCCAAGGACUCCACGCUUUCCGUGUACGAAAUGGUCCGCAAAGAGGUGUCCAAGGUGCAAUUCGGCAACCCCUCGCAAAAGGUCUGUCCUGAUACUUUGGAGCUCGAUGAUCCUUCCUACUUGGACUUCUCCCAGGAGACAAUGGAUGCUCUUCCUUACAAGCUUGAAGUUAUGGACUUGCCUUCUUACUCCAGGGUGGAGACCCAGAUUAAGUUGCGUUUUGACUUCAGCCCGGCUCCAAAGGAGACUUUGGUCCGUAUUCCACAAGAUUUGGUCUCCAAGACAAAGCACUGCUUACUUACGCCCGAGGAAAAAUUGCCAGGCUUUUUGAAAGAAAACAUGCUCUACAUGGAUACCUAUGUCUUGACGUCAGAUGGUCAGACUUCUUGCAACAUUUGCAAGCGAUGCAUCAAGAGAGAACAAAAGAGAGCUUCCAGAUCCAAGAACGGUUCUGUCGACAAUGGCAUGUCUGAUUCCCCAUCUGCCCUGAAUAAAUCCCUUCCUAACAUGUGGAGCGACGAAGAUAUGAUCAAAAAGGCUAUCAUUUACAAUUCCAAGGAAAUUGUCAGCUUUGCUCCUCCAAGCGGCCUAAUAGAUGAUCCAAGUAAGUACCUAGACUUUUCGGUUAGAAUCGUUUGUUACUGCAGACAUCACAAGGAACAAAAGGGCUUCAAGCUUCUUUUCGUUGUGAAAAACUACUUAAAUCAGGUUGUCGCCAAGCAUUUGCUGAGUCCAAUCAUGAUCAUGGACAGAAAGAAGAACCAAAGCACGUCUGGUAAGGAACUGACGAAGCCAAAAAUCAAGUCCGAGGACUGUACUGGUGACAACGAUGGAUCUAUGCACCCACUCUCGCCUAACUCCAUCGAUGAUUCCAACUCCGAGGCUCUUGUCAACACUGAUACGAAUACCGAUACUCUCUCAGGUCACAGAGGUACCAAGAGAAAGAAGAUGUCGUUUGACGAUUCUGGCAACAACUCUGGAAACCCUAUGUACAAUGGUUCGACCGGAUUGUCGCCUCUCAGUAACAGUGAUACCAACACCUCCAUUCACAACAUGAACUCGAAGAAUGGUCUAUCUGUUAUGCAUAAGGGUUCUGUGCCUGGCUCUGCUUUCACUCAACUGAUACAAGCUCUGCCUAUCCCAAGACAACGCCUGCAGCAACUGUUUGGUAUGAUGCAGCAGAAUAAUAAUCAUCCUAUGAUUCAAAAGAUCAUUCCUGCUCAAGGACCUAUAAGAGGUGGUAUUGAAGUGACCCUUUUAGGUUUUAAUUUCCGUCCUGGCUUGAACGUCAAAUUUGGAUCCAAAAACUCGCUAGCCACACACUGCUGGUCCGAUAGUACUAUGGUCACCUACCUCCCUCCUGCUGCUCAGCCAGGACAGGUGCUUGUGAGUUUCGAGAGCUUGGAACAUGUCAUUCCAGUAAACCAACAGCUGAUUUUCACAUACACUGAUGAUACGGACCGCCAGCUUAUCGAGCUCGCUUUGCAAAUCGUUGGCUUGAAAAUGAAUGGAAAGUUGGAGGAUGCUAAGAACAUUGCUAAGCGUAUUGUUGGCUCCGACUCUCAGUCUGGUAGCAACGGUGGCACUCCUCCACAGCAGUCUAAUGUGUCUGGCAUGAACCAGGCCAGCAAAGAAUGGUAUGACAAUGCUCACAAGGCAGUCGAACAGUUGGUCAAGUCCGAGCUUUCUACAGAAGAUAUCUUGAUCAAUUUCCUCUCGUUGGUGGAUUUACCAAAUUGUCCAAUCAUCAUUCCAAACUGGCAAUUGUGCAACAACCAAGGCCAAUCCUUAUUGCACCUUGCUACGCUCAAGAAUUACACUCAUUUGAUUAAGUUCCUCAUAACGCAUGGCUGCAAGAUAGAUAUCAAGGACAACCAAGGUUUGACACCUUUGUUCUUCGCCUCUAUGUGCGGCUCCCGGGAUUUGAUGAAGGUAUUUAUAGAGUGCAAGUCCAAUUGGAACUUGAAGUUGGCUAACGAUAAGGUGUUGAAGGACUAUUGUGAUAUCAAUGUCUUAGAUAUGUUUAGCAAGCUUGAAGCUGAAAGCUACAUGUCUGAUGAUGUGAGCAGUGUCAACAAUUCCGGUAGAGAUGUUGGCGAUGAAGAGUUGACCAAAUCUUACAGUGUCGAUUCCUUGAACUCAUUGUUUAUGAUCGACUAUGGUAAGCACAUCUCUAAGAUGGUCAUGGAGUCUUCAGCUGAAGAGGGCCAAGAGUCUAGAGAUUUGGAAACGGCCGACAAUGCUUACGAGACAACAAGACCAAAUUCACCAGACGGAUACGGCGGCGAUUCAUCCGAUUUCGCCGACUCCGAGCUUGACUCAGAUGACAGUUUCUCGGACCAUGGCCAGGGGCCAUUCCGUAAGCUGUUUGCCAAUGGCAUUUACGAAGAUGAUGAUUAUGAUGACGAUUACAAGGACUACGAGAGCAGUGAUGAUGAGAGUGAAAACUCAGACGAAGAGCAUGGAAGCAAUAACAGGCCCAACAGACCAACGACGAAGGGGUUGUGGCAGAAAAUGAAGAAUGCCGUUUUCCACAGCGACAACAGUGAUGCUGAGCUCCCCUCAUACGAUGAUCUUUUCCCAUUCGGGCACUCGUCUGUCGGCGAGAAGCCCAAGACACAACAAGAAAGACAGCUCAAUGAGCAUCAAAGCAUGGAAGGCACGCUGGCCAACAGAAAGAGAUCAGCUACAGAAGAUGACGCUGGACUCACGUCUGACUCGUCUGAGGACAUGGUGAUCUCGUACAUCAACCAUCCACGUAAGACCGUUGAGAGCGACAAGAUGUUGUUAUUCUUCUGGCUCCCAAUCUUGGUCUUCAUCAUUGGGUUGUUCUUGUACGUGAGCAUCACCGGCCAGAAGGUUGGCUUCGUGGAAAAGUUCAAAGACAUAGGCCGCGACACCAUUGGUAACUUCAUGGUCGGUAACGAAAGAAUCACAAGAGUAUUCAGGAAAGAGGCCGCCAACAAGGCCGCCGGGGCCCUCAAGGGUUGA
Messenger RNA from Candidozyma haemuli, 3327 nucleotides. RefSeq names its product Spt23p (gene SPT23). The record is from RefSeq and is a predicted model, not a curated record. Gene Ontology annotation, biological process: regulation of transcription by RNA polymerase II. Gene Ontology annotation, molecular function: double-stranded DNA binding; transcription coregulator activity; protein binding. Bases 1 to 3327 code for a protein of 1108 amino acids. Gene Ontology annotation, cellular component: nucleus. The transcript has a single exon. Lineage: Eukaryota; Fungi; Ascomycota; Pichiomycetes; Serinales; Metschnikowiaceae.